GUUAACAGUAUGAAGUGUGAACUCAUAUCUUCGAAGAGAUUGAGACAGAGUUUAGAAAAUCUCUUACAAAUCUAGUUUCUACAACCUCAACUAACAUUGUCCAAAUCUGUCUCUAUCCUCUGUUUUAUUUUUUUCUUCCGGUGGUACAAAAAUUCACAAUGAACUGUAUUUAUCACAAUUAAUGACCGAUUGCUUCUUCACCUACUCUCUCUCUCUCUCUCUCUCUCUUUGGAAGUAACCAAACAAGCCUAUAUGCUGCUGAUCCCAUCUAGGGGCCAAGCCUCUCUUCUUUAAAAACUUUUGACUUCCAUUUUCUUGAGAAUUCCCCUUUCUGGGUUCUUGAUUUGGAAAGAUGGGUAACAAGAUAAUCUCAAUGAUGAAGAAAGAUAGCAAAGAUGGAGGAGGAGGAGGAUCUAAGAGCAAGAGAAUGAAUCGGUCUCAGAGGAAAUUACUUGCUGAUGAAGAGAUGUUGCAUCGUCGAGCUCUUUCCAUGGCGAUUCAUCAAGCUCAGCUUUCUCAGAGAUUUGAUGGAUCUAUGUCUAGACGGGUCGGGUCUACUAGUACUAGGAAACGUACUCUCUCUGACCCGUUUUCUAAUGGCAAGCAGGUACCUGAUUUUUCAGAGAGCUUGAUAGUGAAGAAAUUUGUUCUGGUGCACGGUGAAGGAUUUGGGGCAUGGUGUUGGUACAAAAUGGUUGCUUCAUUGGAAGAGUCAGGACUGUCUCCUGUUACAGUUGACCUCACUGGGUGUGGAUUUAAUAUGACUGACACAAAUACUGUCUCUACCUUGGAGGAAUAUUCAAAACCGUUGAUCGAUCUCCUCGAAAAUCUCCCCGAAGAAGAGAAGGUUAUUCUAGUGGGUCACAGUACUGGAGGUGCUUCCAUUUCAUAUGCGUUAGAGAGGUUUCCAGAGAAAAUCUCUAAAGCUAUAUUCGUAUGUGCAACAAUGGUUUCUGAUGGCCAAAGACCUUUUGAUGUUUUCUCUGAAGAGCUUGGUUCCGCAGAGCGGUUCAUGAAAGAGUCGCAGUUCUUGAUUUAUGGGAACGGUAAAGACAAGCCUCCUACGGGGUUCAUGUUUGAGAAGCCACAUAUGAAAGGCUUGUAUUUCAAUCAAUCACCCAACAAGGAUAUAGCAUUGGCGAUGAUCUCAAUGAGACCUGUACCACUCGGACCAAUGAUGGAGAAAGUAUCUCUAACCGCAGAAAGAUAUGGGAAAGGGAGAAGAUUCUACGUCCAGACGCUAGAUGACCGUGCACUUUCACCAGAUGUUCAAGAGAAGUUAGUGAGAGAGAACAGCCCUGAAGGAGUCUUCAAGAUCAAAGGAAGUGAUCAUUGCCCUUUCUUCUCAAAGCCUCAAUCUCUCCACAAAAUCCUUCUGGAGAUUGCACAGAUUCCUUAACAAAGCUCUGAGAUUAUUAUACUUUUGAAAACGAGAAUACACUUUCCAUUUAAUCCUCAAAACAUCUUUUGUAUGCAAUUCUAGAAUCAAUGAUACAAGAUCGUAUUUAUACCAUUUGAAGAUAAAAGUGAUUGAAU
Messenger RNA from Arabidopsis thaliana (thale cress), 1536 nucleotides. RefSeq names its product methyl esterase 14 (gene MES14). Gene Ontology annotation, cellular component: chloroplast. Gene Ontology annotation, molecular function: methyl indole-3-acetate esterase activity. The record is from RefSeq and is marked reviewed. The coding region runs from base 353 to 1399 and encodes 348 amino acids. The transcript has 5 exons. Lineage: Eukaryota; Viridiplantae; Streptophyta; Magnoliopsida; Brassicales; Brassicaceae.